GCUGGUACUAGAGCUUUGUGGGGUUGAAACAGCAAAGAUGAUGACAAAAACAGAGGGAAAACAGAUGAUAUAGAGCUCAUUUUAAGCUAGAAUCAUUGAUGAGUUUUCGGGGACAGAACAAGGACAGCUCUUUGGGAAUGAUUCUCCAGCCGAAUGUGGAGGUGGACACUUUUAGGAGUAUUUGGGAGGAGAGAAGCCGGUUUACUAGUCUUAAUCGGAAGUUAUCUAGAUGGUUUGAAUCUCCUCGGUUGUCCACUGUCUCCGUCGGCAGUAAUGACCGGUCCUCCACGGCCACGCUGUCUGAUUGUUCUGACUUCCCAGAUGUCAAGAGACCCGUAAGUGGGGUGUCCACCAUCUCAUCUGGGUCAGGUUCCUCUCGGGAAGACGUUCCACCCUCAGGCAUCUCAUCUGCUGGUGCAGCCAUCGAGGACAAUGUGGAUUUGGAGUUGAUGCCUGCUGGGAAUCCGAGUGAGACUCGGGACACUCGGAACCUUGGCCAAGAGUCCAGUCUCUACUCGGGGCAAAAUAGCAGCAACUCUAUUAACAACAUCCAUAAUUCUAAACAGCCCUUCUCUCCAUUUGCUGCUCAAACCAUGGCACCCAACCCUGAACUCACCUACUUGGACCGUGUGGUCAUGGAGAUCAUUGAGACGGAGCGCAUGUACGUGAGAGAUCUGCGAAGUAUCGUAGAGGACUACCUUGCUCACAUUAUAGACACUGAUGAUCUUCCCAUCAAGCCAGAACAGGUGUGUGGUCUUUUUGGAAACAUAGAGGACAUCUAUGAAUUUAACAGUGAGCUGCUUCAGUCACUGGACAUGUGUGACAAUAAUCCGGUGGCCAUCGCAAGAUGCUUUGUACUUAAGCGUGAAUAUUUUGAAAUCUACACACAAUAUUGCACCAACUACCCAAACUCUGUGGCUGCUCUUACGGACUGCAUGAGAAACAAAACUCUGGCCAAGUUCUUCAGGGAGAGACAGGCUACACUAAAACGAACUUUACCUCUGGGAUCUUACCUGCUCAAGCCCGUCCAAAGGAUACUCAAAUAUCAUCUCUUGCUUCAGGAGAUCGCCAAGCACUUUGACCAACGAGAGGAAGGGUAUGAGGUAGUAGAGGAGGCCAUAUACACAAUGACAGGUGUGGCGUGGUAUAUAAACGACAUGAAAAGAAAACAUGAGCAUGCAGUGCGUCUCCAGGAAGUCCAGUCUCUUCUCAUUAACUGGAAGGGUCCUGAUCUGACCACUUACGGAGAGCUGGUACUCGAAGGCAACUUCCGUGUCCAUCGCGCUAAGAACGAGCGUACACUCUUCCUCUUCGACCGUAUGAUCCUUAUCACUAAACGUAGAGGAGAACAUUAUGUAUAUAAGACAGGCAUCUCGUGCUCAACUCUGAUGUUGAUCGAGAGUGCCAAGGACCCACUUUGUUUCAGUGUCACUCAUUACAAGCAUCCCAAACAACCUCAUACUGUCCAGGCCAGGACAGUGGAGGAAAAAAAGUUAUGGGCUCAUCAUAUUAAACGACUCAUUUUGGAGAACCAUCAGGCUGUCAUACCACAGAAGGCAAAGGAAGCAAUUUUGGAGAUGGAUUCUAUUUAUAAAAAGUACAGGUACAGCCCAGAGAAACUAAAAAAGUCAAUGUCAUGCCAAGGAGACGAGUUCACAAACUCUGGACAGGGCAGAAGACGGUCAGAACCAUCCAAAGAGAUUUUAAAGACCACCAAAGCAAUACUUAAGCAUUCAGACAGCGAGGGGGCUUUGCCUGCUGACACAAGGCCUUUAGAGGCUACGGCUAGCGUCAGCACUCUGGGUUCAAACAUAAGUGAUUCAGACAGACCCGCUGUAGACGAGGACUGCACUGAAGCCAGCCAUAAUGAAGGACAGGCCUGUAGCUUGACUUCAGUAAAGAGACGCUUGAAUCAGGAGGAAGAAGCUGAAGGGGAGGGAAGUGAAUCUGACGAUAUUCUAAUGGAGGACAACCAGGUAGCUGACUUCGCAAGCACCAUGUUGGCUGCCAUUUCCUGUUGGCACUAUAAAGCCACGGCUUUGCUUUCUAUGGGCUUCCCAACGGAUGAGGAGGGAUGUGUGAUCACUGAAAACUUCAAUAAAGAAAAUGGCCCUUCAUUGAAACAGGAAGAGAAUAAUCCGUCUGAUGAUAAGUCCGCAGAACAGACAUGCGAGAACAAGUCGCAAAACCUGAACGUUACACCAAACUGGGGUUCCAUUGAGAAACUACAGCAGGACACCUCUUCUGAUCCAGAAUCUUUUAUGAUGGACCAACAGGACACAGAUAUUCAUGAAGUGGAGCUUGCAGUGGACAAAGAUGACCAGGAAAUUGCCAAAGAAGAGGUAGAAGAGAUUUCACCUCUGUUACAGCAAGACGAUACACCCGGCGAGUCUUCAGAGGAAGAGGAAGACACAGAACAUAAAACAGACUCCAGCAGCAUCCUACCAUCAUCUGUGCUCGACAAGGCCAGCGCCAUCGCUGAGCACUUCGUCUCCAAUGCACGUUGUAGUAGCGUCAGCGCAGAUGAAGUAAAGUCCCUUGGAUGCGCAUCUCCACAUCUUCCCAGCAGAACUGGAAGCAUGUUAAGUUUGGGAGACCCCCAAGAGCGCCUGCUUCGUCUAACUAGCACCUGCUCGGAGACGCAUGGUGUUCCGUUGACUGAAGAGGCCUUUGUGUCAGCCGACCUUAUAUUUGCGUCUCCAACGGAUGACGGUCCCUUCGAUUUAGACCAAAGCGUCCAGAGAAGAAGGGAUUCCGUGCUUUCAAGGCAAGACCAGCUUCUUAUCAACAAGAUUAGGAGCUACUAUGAAAACGCCGAACACCAGGAUGCUACUUUUAGCCUGAAGCGUAGAGAAAGCCUCAGUUACAUUCCAAGUGGGCUUGUGAGAAGUUCAGUUAGUCGUUUCAACAGCAUUCCUAACGAUAAUAAAGUUGCACAAGAGAAAACCACCAGUUCGUCUGAAACCGUUCAGGUGUAUACCUCAGACGGAGAAUCUUCUUUGGUUACAUCCGCUCUAUCAGAACCUGAAAGGAAUACAAACGUGCCAUUUCUGGAAACUUCUGUCAUGAGUGCUUCUUCAGAUUUCUUUAUUGGUUCUGAUGUUGACGGUGCCAUGAAACCUCAAGAAGAGGUUUUCCGCCCCUCCUCUGAUAUGAUCAAAAUCUGGCAGGAUAUGGAAAGAGAGGUUACUAAAUGUCAAGGGGACCUCAAGACAUUGAGAUCCAGAGAGACUCCUUAUUUUAGAGGGGCGAAUCCUGGCCUGCCAAGGAAUGGUCAAAAUCAGGGUUCAAAGCCAGAUGGUGGACAUAGACUGAGGUUACUUGAAGGAUCGGAUCUUAGUGCUAUAAGAGAAGAGUCCUUGACACCAUCACCUCCUAGAGAGACUGGAAAAAUCUUGGACAGAGCAGCCAGUGAGAAUGAUGCCCUUGUACUCAGACCUCGGGAGGAUGAUGGAAGACCCUUUAAACCUUUAGCCCCCCGAGUUAUCCAGCUGAGAGCAGAAGCUGAUAAAGAGAAAGAUUCAGAUCCUCAGUCGGCGGAAGAUGAAGAUGAAGCAGAAAACAAAGUCCUCCAUCUCGCAAGAAAAUACAGUCAACGCAUCAAGGGCCCACAACCUUUGUUGAGGCUCAGAAGUCAGGACUCGGGAGAUACAUGGUCGGUCAAGAGGAACCUGCCAUCGGUGGUGGAGGAAAAGUCGGAGGAGUUGAAAGGUCCUUCGAACCUUAUGCUGUCCCUGACUCCAAAUGAGCAGACCGAUGGAGACCAGAAGGCCCAGGAUAUGACUCCCAGUCCAGUGCACACUCCUAAUUCUGUCGGCACCCCGAAGGGAUUGUCCCCACGACAGCCUCGUUCCAGAAGUCCUCAUAGUCCACCAACAUCUGGGAACUUCAACUGGCCAGACGUCCGUGAGCUUUGUUCCAAAUACUUGAGCACCUCUUCUACGCAGCCACCGGUAAACCAAAGUCGUCUGGCAUCAGAGAGGAUGUUUGACAGUGGGUCAAGUAGACGGUCUAGCUGCAGUUCCUCCCCUAAUGGCUUUUCAGACCCGUCAACUCGCAACAAGGUCUGUCAAGGAAGUGAAGAUGGGCUAUAUAGGACCCAGCGUUUAGGUUCUUUGGACCGUAAAUUGGGAGAUUUGUCUUUAGGUGAUUUACAGAAUCUUCAAAGCAGAAACGUUAGCAGUGGUUACUACGUCUCAGCCAAGGCCACCCUCCCCAAUGACAAAAGCAUAAUAGUGAUCGAGAAACUUCCAGGAGCGACCCCAGAGACAGAACAACCGGAUAAACCGGAAAUGAUUACAGAUGGAACGAGUGAUAGCUAUGUUCAAAUACGUUCACCAACAUCUCAUGAGAAGCUGUCAUUCAUGGCUGUCUUUGACCGCUGCCGGGCCUAUCAGGAGUCAGAGGAGUAUCGUCUGAGACAAGAGGGUGCGGGGUCUAGGCCAGAACAACUGCCUAAGACUGAGAGGCGGAAAGAACUAGAGAAAGCGCCGUCCUCUUGCGAACACGUAGACAAGGCUCCUAAAAAUGCAGUGGAUUCUGGAAAAAAGGCGGAUGCUAGUCAACAGAGCGUUGUCAAGAACCUCCGAGAAAAAUUCCAAAACUUAAGAUAGAGACAGUUUAUAUUUGUAUAUUUUGGCUCUUCUUUACUUUCAUUUUAAAGAACGUGUUCUUUAUUUGCCAAAAAUAUUGGCUGUGAAAUAUUCUUUCUUUAUUUUAUUUUUUUAAGUAAUUUACCACUGAAGAUAUGGUCGGCGUAUAAUGUACUGUAGCAUAAUGAAUCAUAUUUAAAACUGAAAAUUAAUUAAUGUUUUACUGGUAUUUCAGACACUGCAUAACUGCCUACUGUUGUAGAAAAACCUGAAGUGUAAAUAAGGUUGUACAUGCAUUUUUUUCUGUUUUCCCAUUUUCACACUCGAUUGUAGAUAUAUAUGUAUAAAUGGAAGUCACUUUACUUAAUUGUAAAGGAAAUGUUUUUAAAGCAGUUAUACUGUAUUUUCAGGCAAUCUAAUGCGACAUCACUUAUCUAGGGUUUCACUAACAAGGGAUAAAAUCUACUCUUUACUACAAUAUUAAGCCCUGGCGGAGUAGUGGGAUUCCAGUCUAACAAAGACUCUUAAAUGCGAUAAACCACUUAAAUGGGGUGUUAUUUUCACAUUUAAUCUUUGGCACCUUUACUCUCUAAACCUCUUUUGAUUUAAAUCGUACAAGUGGGAAAAGACACACGUAUAGCUUUAUAGGUCAAACAAGGGACAACUGUUGCUUUGACCCUAAAAUUGCACUUUGAUUUCAUAUGGCAUUAAUUGCAGUCAUUUGUGCUUACAGUAGCAUUAGCGUUGGGCUGUAAAGAAAAACACAUCUUUUAAUGAAACGCUUUUAACCACAUGAGUUAUGCUGAUUUGCUGUGUAUUCUGUACUUUUCUAAAUGUCUGCUAAGGUCAGAUUCAUCAUGUGUCUUUGUGUUAUUUAUUAUGCUGUAAAUUUCCAUACUGUACAUGUCUGACUUCAUAAAUGCAUCAAACAAUGAUUAAACCGUGCAAUUUUAA
Triplophysa dalaica is the source of this 5546-nucleotide messenger RNA. RefSeq names its product pleckstrin homology domain-containing family G member 3 (gene plekhg3). The record is from RefSeq and is a predicted model, not a curated record. NCBI's taxonomy places the organism in Eukaryota, Metazoa, Chordata, Actinopteri, Cypriniformes, Nemacheilidae. Gene Ontology annotation, molecular function: guanyl-nucleotide exchange factor activity. Bases 99 to 4613 code for a protein of 1504 amino acids. The transcript has 18 exons.